Molecule: messenger RNA, 2003 nt
Organism: Drosophila takahashii
Lineage: Eukaryota; Metazoa; Arthropoda; Insecta; Diptera; Drosophilidae
Gene: loopin-1
Product: loopin-1
Biological process (GO): proteolysis
Cellular component (GO): cytoplasm
Molecular function (GO): metalloaminopeptidase activity; manganese ion binding
Source: RefSeq, a predicted model, not a curated record
UUCAGUUUUAUUUAGCAUGUCGUACGGGUCACAGAUGAGCUGGCAAUAGAAAUACGAUACCAAAAUUCUCAGUGUUAAUAAAAAAUUGUUGAAAAAUUUAGAGAGUUACGUGGCUCAGUGACCAAUAAACUUGUAUUCAUACUAUAGUUGCGAUACGCGUUGUCCAAAAUUUUCAGUGUUUCCGCAUAGUUUAUUCCGUAUUUGAUUGAUAUUGAAGGAUGCCGUCGUACAAGGAUAUGUCAUUAAUGCGUGCCGGCCUGCGGUUGAUGGGUCGCCAGAGUGUUCCGGAGUUAUAUCGCUGCUAUGCGACAUCCUGCAAGAGUCCCAAGGGCGUGGUGGUGGGCGUUUACGCAAAGGAUGGCGACAAGCCGCCCAAGACCACCGUGAAUGCCGUGUCCCUGGACGAUUCGCUCGGCGGCAAGCUGUUGACCCUGAUCCGUGAGCGCGGAAUGGACGGUACGCCCGGCAAGGGGCUGCUCUUCAGCGGCUUCGAGGGCGAGUACCAGGCGGUGGCCGUCGUCGGGGUGGGCAAGCAGGGAGCCUCGUACAACGAGAACGAGGAGCUGGACGAGGGCAUGGAGAAUGUCCGGGUGGCGGCGGGCACUGGAGCCCGGGCCCUGCAGCUGCAGGGUAUGUAUGAGGUCCACGUAGACGCCAUGGACUAUCCGGAGCAGGCGGCCGAGGGAGCGGCCCUGGCCGUCUGGCGGUACAACGCCAACAAGAGGAAGAAGAACCGCAUCCACACCCCCAAGCUGGACAUGUACGGCAAGGGCGAUCGCGAUGCCUGGGUGCGUGGCUUGUUCAAGGCCGAAUCCCAGAAUCUGGCCCGUCGUCUUUCGGACACGCCGGCCAACAUGAUGACGCCCUCGAUCUUCGCCCAGGCCGCCGUGGAUGCUUUGUGUCCCUGCGGUGUCUCCGUGGAGGUUCGCUCGAUGGACUGGAUCGAGGACAUGAACCUGAACUCCUUCCUGAUGAUCGCCAAGGGCUCGUGUGAGCCUCCGCUACUCUUGGAAUGCAGCUACUGCGGCACCUCGCCCGAGGAUCGUCCCGUUUUGCUUUUGGGUCAAGGACUGACCUUCCACAGCGGUGGCUUGUGUUUGAAGCCCAAGAAGGGAAUGGACAAGUAUCGAGGCGCCAUGGCUGGAGCGGCUGUUUGUGUGGGCGUCCUGCGGGCCGCCGCCGCCCUUUCGCUGCCCAUGAACAUCACCGCCGUGAUGCCGCUCUGCGAACACAUGCCCUCUGGAAUGGCGGUCAAGUGCGGCGAUGUGGUGACCCUAUUGAAUGGCACCACAAUGGGCAUCAAGAACGUGGACAAGGCGCCGGUGGUGCAGCUAGCGGAUCCGCUGCUCUACGCCCAGGCCACCUUCAAGCCCAAACUGGUCAUUGAUAUUGGAACCGUGGCUAUGGGCGUUAACUACGCGGUGGGUGGCGGAGCCAGUGGACUGUGGACCACCUCCAAGUCGGUGUGGCAGAACUUCCGGAAGUCCGGCGGCCUGACUGGCGAUCGCAUCUGGCGCUUCCCGCUGUUCAAGUACUACAAGCAGAUCGUCAACAAGAACAUCACCUACGAUCUGUGCAACACGGGCCGAGGUCCUGCCAGUUCCUGCCUGGCCGCCGCCAUCCUGCACUCGCUGGUGCCCUGCGUGGACUGGGCCCAUCUGGACAUCCGGGGCACCGGCAUGACCACCAAGAUCAACCCGAGGCCCUACCUGCUGAAGGACUGCAUGACCGGUCGUCCGACGCGCACAGUUAUCCAGUUCAUGUACCAGAUGGCCUGCACGGGUCAGUAGUGGACCAUAUGGACGAUGACUCUCCCCACUCAUUUGUGGGCCCGCGUCUUGGCCCAUGUAUUCGAUAUUUGAUUCUUUGGUACAGUGUUUGCACACACACUCAAUAUUAUCUCUGGCCUGGGAUAGCAAUACUCGUAAAUGUGCACCUUAAUAUCGUUGGCAAUAAAUUGUAUAAAUUAUGAGAAUAUUAAAUGACGGAAUGGUAUACAUUAA